AUGGAAAAGAUGAGCCACUGAACAGUUGACCAUUGUCCAAAUGAUUUAUGACCUGGUCCUGCCUUUUAGGUUCAAGCAGAGUUCACAAGGAGUAGGGAUUUCUGGAAAGAAAUAAACUGUUUUUUUUUUUUUCCUUCAGUUUUGUAACAAUAUUCUCAGGUCAUCAUGCUUUGGACGAGGGGCUUCUUAAGGCUUCUAUCUGGUGGUGCUGUGAAGGCUUUUUCUUUCUUUCUUUCUUUCUUCCCCCAAAAAGAACAACACAGUUGCUACCCAUGCUUGUAGAGAAAUGGACAUUAGGCCAUGAAGCAGGUCUGGAAAUUCCUUAUGACAGUGUUAACAGGCAGGGGAUGACUGGUUCCAUGCUCUAGCUGCACUUCUGAGUCUUUUUAUAGAGAGAGUUUUCUAGGGACAUGCCACAGAGCAAAAAUAAUAUGCAAAGUCAUCUGUCCCACAGGCUUGCUUAGUUCCUCAAGAAUCUAUUUUAACUGGUCCACCAUUCAGGACAAACUUGGUCAGCAAGGAGGCAGGAGGGGGAUGUUUUGCUUCCACAGUUGUCAAGGAAUGACAAAGCAGCAGCAAAUUCUGGUGGUCUCAGAAGCUUGAUGUGACCAUUUAGACAUUCAGAAGUAAGAAGGAUUCCUGAAAAGCCCUAGAAUUUAGCAAGCCAGCAUGCCAGGUUCUUUGGCCUGGGGCAAACAUAUAAAUAUUAGUCACAGACUGAGGACUUAACUGUCUAUUUACUAUUUGGUAACUCUAGCAGUCUGAGAUUGGUAUUGAAAACUAAUCAAAUGAAUUAGUCUAGCUUUGUUAGGUAGAUAUCUUAACUGCACACAUUUAUAUAUUACUGCAACCCAUUGAGAAGGGCCCUGUCUCUCAUCAAGAUAAAUGACAUAUUUACUUAUAUUCUAAAACAAAAUGGGGAACAAUACUACCAAACAAAGGCUAAUUUGGAGAGUUUUUUAUACUUGGUUGGUCUUUCUGGUGAAAAUACAGAACUAUUCUGGUUCUUGUGUUUAAAUCCGACUUGCUAGAAGUUGCAUGCUAAGUUCUCCCAUGGUGAUGGGACCAGGGAGAGUUUUUGGAAAGAAAUGUUGCCUGAAAGAUGAGAUCAAGAAUUAGAACCAGAGAGCUGACCAGUGAGUUUUCUUUAUCAGACAGACAAAAGUGAUUGAAUGAUAUUAGUUAUACAUUAACUCCUCAGGAACCUUUCAGAAGGGUGGGAAAAGCAUCCCCCAUGAAGAGUCAGGGCAUACAAAAGGGGGAGAAUUUUUCUUACUCCCCCCCAUCCUUCUUAUUCUGGGUCCAUUCAUCAUGUCAGGAGAACUUCUAUCAUUGGUUAUAGGUUGGAUGGGAGGUAGGGCAGUAUGGAAGGUCCAGAGCAGAGGUCAAUAAUAAUAUCUGUUUAUGUAAAGAUCCACAGGGAAAUGAUAAAGUUAUGACAGCAUUCACCAUUCAGUCACGCAACAAACACUUCAAAGUCUAGAUCACCCAUUUUCAGGGACACUCUUUUAAAAGUAGGAAGAGGACAAAGUAAAGGGUAUAGAAAAAUGUGAAGAAAAAGAACUUUUUUUUUCUUCAAAGUAAGUCUGGGAGUCUUUAAGUCUUUCUUGAUUUUUUUACUACCUAGUUUUUUACACGGUAGAUUUCAUAGUGCUGACCCACAAAACUAGCUGUGUAGAUUCUCACUCUGCCAUCCAAAUGGACUGUCUGGGUCUUCAAAAAAGAUGGUGUGAUUUUGAAACCAAGUGGAAAGUAUACUUUUGGAAGGAAGCUCUAGAAACUCUGGGUGUGCAAUGUUUUUUUUUUCUUUUAUCUAUCAAAGCAUGGAAAUUAAGGUUUUGGGGGUAUGAGACCCCACAUAGCACACACUAAGUCCUGGGAUUGAUUUCCAGCACCAAACAAAACCAAACCCCAGGAUUAUCCAAAGACUGACUGACUGUGACCCAUUCAUCCAGCUAUUCAAUAACCAUUUAUUGUACUUACUACACGCAGGGCACUGUGUUUAAUGCUAGUAAUAUGUAGAUGAAUAAAACACAAUCCCUCUCUUUUAGGAGUUCAUAGUUUAGGGGAAGAGUCGGCCAGUCAUAAGUGGUUUCCUGAGCAGCCUCAAAAACUAUGCUGACAAUCUUGGAGAAAGACAAUUGUUCAAGAGAAUCUUGGGUUGGAAGGAACUCCUUCCCUAGGCUAAAGGUCACCUAGAGUCUGGUAGCUGGCCCAGCUCUCUCAAGAUUCAGCAGACACUGGCCUUGGAGGAGAAGGAGACAGUGGUAGUCAAUGUUAUUUGACCAGGGUCAGCAGGCCCUGGAGCUUCCUGAGUGCACCAUGCAGAAGGCUGCCUACUAUGAGAACCCAGGACUCUUUGGUGGCUAUGGAUACAGCAAAGCCACUGACACAUAUGGCUACAGCACUCCUCAUCAGCCCUACCCACCCCCUGCUGCUGCCAACUCCCUGGACAGUGAUUACCCAAGUUCUGCCUGCUCCAUCCAGAGCUCUGCACCUCUCCGAGCCCCAGCCCACAAAGGAGCUGAACUCAAUGGUAGUAGCUGCAUGCGGCCUGGCACUGGGAACAGCCAGGGUGGGGGUGGUGGCAACCAACCUCCUGGUCUGAACUCAGAGCAGCAGCCACCACAACCUCCUCCUCCACCACCCACCUUGCCCCCAUCCUCACCCUCCAAUCCUGGAAGUGGAGUGCCUGCCAAGAAGACCAAGGCGGGGCCCAAUGCUUCCAGCUCUUCAUCCACCAUCAGCAAGCAGAUCUUCCCCUGGAUGAAAGAAUCCCGACAGAACUCGAAGCAGAAGAACAGCUGUGCUACUUCAGGAGAGAACUGCGAGGACAAGAGCCCACCCGGCCCGGCAUCCAAGAGGGUGCGCACGGCGUACACGAGUGCUCAGCUGGUGGAGCUGGAGAAAGAGUUCCACUUCAACCGCUACCUGUGCCGGCCGCGCCGCGUGGAGAUGGCCAACCUGCUGAACCUCACCGAACGCCAGAUCAAGAUCUGGUUCCAGAACCGUCGCAUGAAGUACAAGAAGGACCAGAAGGCCAAGGGCAUCCUGCAUUCUCCGGCCGGCCAGUCCCCGGAGCGCAGUCCACCUCUUGGAGGAGCGGCGGGCCACGUGGCUUACUCCGGCCAGCUGCCGCCGGUUCCCGGCCUGGCCUACGACGCACCCUCGCCGCCCGCUUUCGCCAAAUCGCAGCCCAAUAUGUACGGCUUGGCAGCCUACACGGCUCCGCUCAGCAGCUGCCUGCCGCAGCAGAAGCGGUACCCGGCGCCCGAAUUCGAGCCCCACCCCAUGGCGAGCAACGGCGGCGGCUUCGCCAGCGCCAACCUGCAGGGCAGCCCGGUGUACGUGGGCGGCAACUUCGUCGACUCCAUGGCGCCCGCGUCCGGGCCGGUCUUCAAUCUGGGCCACCUCUCGCACCCGUCUUCGGCCAGCGUGGACUACAGCUGCGCCGCGCAAAUCCCUGGCAACCAUCACCACGGACCGUGCGACCCUCAUCCCACCUACACAGAUCUCUCGGCUCACCACUCGUCUCAGGGACGCCUGCCCGAGGCCCCCAAACUGACACAUCUGUAGCGGUUGCCGCCGGCCAGGCGCAAUUACCUCUCUGGUUUUGGUGGCAGGGGUGGUGGCGGGGCGGGGCGGGGCCCGAGGGGGCAGUUUAGGGGAACCCCCCUCCCUGAUCUGGCCUGGCGGAUGCCUCACAAGUUUCGGGGCUUCCAGCGGCCGAGGCUGAUGCGACUGGGCCUCCCCUCAGGGCGCGUCCUCCUUUGGGUGACUCGCCAUAAAUCAGCCGCAAGGAUCCUCCCCUGUAAACCUGACAGUGCCAUAAACUGCGGACCGAGGGACUCUAAUCUGGUAAUAGUGUCCCUAAGGUAAGUCCUAGACCCAUUCGUGGCGUGUCCUGAAGAGGGACUAGAGCCUAGAGAACCCCGGGCCUGGCCCUUCUGUCAAGCUUAGUUUCAGAGACCUUAAUUUAUAACGCUCCUUCCCCUCCUGCAAAGACUGCAUCGGACUAAACAAUCUAUAUUUAUUAUUUGAAGCGAGUAAUUUCGUUUCCCUGAUUAUUUAUCCUCGUCUUAAUGUAUUUAUGUGUAUAUUUGUAGAAUUCUGCAGCCGGGCCUAGGUACGCGCUCCCAGGCCUUGGGGGGGAGGGCACAUUUCACCUCUUUAGUCCCCUUGGUCUGAACUAGUUGAGAGAAUAGUUUUGAACAGUUGUAACCGUGGCUGGUGUCUGUAGUUGAUGUUCAAGGAUUGAGAUCACAAAUGGUCCUUCAUGGGUAGAGUCAGGCAGCCCGGUGGCAUAGCACGGCUCAUGCUAGUCGUUUCUCAACAGCCGAAGCCCUCACCACUCGACACAGCUUAUUGAUUUCAAAUUGUCUGGUACUAUUUGAACAAACAUUUAGAAUAAAACCUUUUUUUUUCAGUUGGAAGUGUAUCUGUGUUAAUCACACACAAUCUGCAAGCAGAUCACUCUGUCUUCAUCCUGCUGUAUGAUCUGGGGUUGGGGGAAGGACCCUCUGGAAAAUAUUUUAUUUAUUCGGAACCUAUUGCACAAAAUUGGCGUAGAGAAAUACUUGAUUGCAUUUGCGCUCUUAAAAUUGGGCAGCAGUAAUUAGAGGAAGUGGGGUGGUUGCAGUAGGGCUUUACCAGACCUGCGCCUGCACGGCUAGGCUCGGCUCUUUCUACCACUUCUUUCUAUAUAUAUACAUGAUCGUUAUGGGGGGGGGGAGUUCAUUUUUCUGCAUUAAAUAAUAAAAAUUAAACUUUGGGAAAAAAACUCUGACAAUCAAAGAAAAAGCAUAAGAGAAACAGGAAGGAUUAAGCUAUGAAAAGCUAAAGUGCAGUAGUAUAAAAAGAAAUGAUUAUGUAGAAACAAACAUCAGGUUUUUUUUCCCCCUCUAGGAAGUGCUCGCAAAUUUUUCUUUUGUAGUGGUCAGCAAUUCAUUUCUAAAGAAAAUAAACAUUCUUCACAGUGUAAAAUUUCAUUAAUGGAACACAACACGCCUAAACACCUUGCUUACUCCCGUUUCUUUGUGCAAACCGGGCAAAAAGUCUACAGAAUUUAUAAUCGUUUUGUAAAUAUUAUUAGUGUGACUCUAGCUAGGGUCGAGCACUUACACCCACUUCUAUAGAAGGGGGCACUUGGAGAAAGGCCUUCUGACAAGGUUCAAUUAUUUUGUAUUUCAGCAAAGUCCACCCACGCAUCUCUAGUUGGUUUGGCAAAUAUGCAACUCCCACUAGCAGCCUGGUGACACUGGUGAAAUUCCCAUUGUGUGGAAAUAACCUCUACUCUCCUGGUGCAACAGCAAUCGUUUUCUAUUUGGAUGUUUGUGUUUCGCUCAGUAAUGAUGGCUCAAAAUAAUAUUUAGUUUCCUUGUUCCUUUGUGCUGUUUUAAAAAAUGGCAUGUUAGGCUGGGGGUGGGAGGGGAUAUCCUUUUGCAAAAUUCCACUCUAUCUGAGCAAGUUUAAAGUAUAUAUGUUGUAGAAGUGUAUCAACAGAAUAAAUGAUUUCAAUCGAAGGCAUAUUUUACCCACUCUCAAGGCUUAACAUUGUUUUCUCUGAAACUUGCAUUCCUAGGUAGAAUUUAUAAUUGUUAGAAAUGAUUUUUUUUUUAAGCUCUUACGGAAAUCAAAGAAAUGCCAGCUGCCUGGUAGGGAACCACAGCCACCUUUCUUAACUGGCUAAAUAUUAAAUAGAUGAAUUGUCAGGCUCUUUAGAUUCAGCCCGGUUUCUCUCAUCUCCUCUUCAUACCAUAAAUAAUAAUAAAAAUACAUAAUG
Molecule: messenger RNA, 5782 nt
Organism: Mastomys coucha (southern multimammate mouse)
Lineage: Eukaryota; Metazoa; Chordata; Mammalia; Rodentia; Muridae
Gene: Hoxd3
Product: homeobox D3
Exons: 3
Coding region: 2275-3576 (433 amino acids)
Biological process (GO): regulation of transcription by RNA polymerase II
Cellular component (GO): nucleus
Molecular function (GO): RNA polymerase II cis-regulatory region sequence-specific DNA binding; DNA-binding transcription factor activity, RNA polymerase II-specific
Source: RefSeq, a predicted model, not a curated record